Molecule: messenger RNA, 5644 nt
Organism: Strigops habroptila (Kakapo)
Lineage: Eukaryota; Metazoa; Chordata; Aves; Psittaciformes; Psittacidae
Gene: TMEM181
Product: transmembrane protein 181
Exons: 17
Coding region: 464-1960 (498 amino acids)
Molecular function (GO): toxic substance binding
Source: RefSeq, a predicted model, not a curated record
GAAGCUAGUAUGACACUGUGCAAAUCGACGGGAGCUCAGCAGGAGCCACUCUGAAAUCCCGGACAGCUUUGUUCCUGACGCAGGAGCGCUUCCUUCCUCAUGGCGUUGCGACCACGAGAAGCGGAUUGAGCGCAGGAUUUCUUUUACGCACACGUUAGGCCUUCCUUGGCGGUGCAAACCGGCCUCAUUGCUUGGGUAAAGCAGACCAGAACCACCGGGACACCGGUUUCGGGCACUGCAGGUUUGCCCGGCCCUGCCCGCGCACCUGCCCCGCGGCGGGGAGCUCCGCCCGCCCCUGUCCGCGGUGCUGAACCGGCUCCCGCCGCCCCGGCCCAGGCCCGCCCCUGCUGCUGCCGCCGCGGCUCCUGCGCCGCCCCCGCCCCGCGGCCGCGCAGCGCCGGGCGGGCUGCGGCGGGGCGCCAUGGCGGCGCGCGGGGCCUGAGGCGGCGGCGGCGGGGCCGGCAUGGAGGCGGAUUUCGCCGCCUUCGGGAGCCCGCUGUGCGGCGAGGUCAAGCGCUUCUGCCGGCGGCUGCGGGAGACCUACCGCGAGAUCAAGGAGGACCUCACCCCCUACAAGGAUGACCGCUAUUACCGGCUGGCACCGAUGCGAUUAUAUACACUGUCCAAACGGCACUUUGUUCUGGUCUUUGUAGUAUUCUUUGUUUGUUUUGGUCUGACGGUCUUCAUAGGAAUAGCAGGUCCUAAUGUGAUCGAAACUUCUGUAGCAAGAACUGAUUUAAAUAACAGCCUAAAGCUGAAGCCGUUUAAUUUAAGUUCACCACCACUGUCUACUUACAACCAGCAGCUGUGGCUGACCUGCGUAGUUGAGUUGGAUCAGCCCGAUGUAUCCCUCAAAAAGAAUGUUACUAUGACAGUCAAAGUACUUGGAGUGGUGAAGGAUGGAAGCACACCAUAUGUUAAUAAUCAGGUUCACAAUCGGACAAGAUUACUCAGUUGUGCACAAAAAUGCAGUGAAAUCAUUGUUGCUCACCUUGGCUACCUGAACUACACUCAGUACAACAUAUUUGUUAGCUUUGAAGAUCUAAACAAGUUAACGUACAUCCAGAAUAUUACUUUCACAUGGAAGACCUACAAUCCAACUUUUUCACAAGUGGAAAUAUGGUUCCGAUUUGUCUUUGUAGUUCUUACUUUCAUGGUCACGUGUCUGUUUGCACAUUCCCUGCGGAAAUUCUCCAUGAGAGACUGGGGUAUUGAACAGAAAUGGAUGUCCAUCCUGCUUCCCCUCCUGCUACUUUACAAUGAUCCAUUUUUCCCCCUUUCUUUCCUGGUGAACAGCUGGUUUCCCGGGAUGCUGGAUGAUCUAUUCCAGUCACUGUUUCUGUGUGCAUUGUUACUGUUCUGGCUUUGCGUCUACCAUGGUAUAAGAGUACAGGGGGAAAGGAAGUGCUUAACUUUCUAUCUGCCCAAAUUCUUUAUUGUUGGACUACUAUGGCUGGCCUCUGUUACAUUGGGAAUAUGGCAAACUGUUAAUGAAGUACAUGAUCCCACCUACCAAUACAGAGUUGACACAGGUAAUUUCCAGGGAAUGAAAAUCUUCUUCCUUGUGGUGGCAACCACAUACGUUCUCUACCUUCUGUUCCUGAUAGUGAGGGCAUGCUCAGAACUUCGUAACAUGCCUUAUGUUGAUCUCAGGUUAAAAUUCUUGACUGCAUUAACCUUUGUAGUGCUCGUCAUUAGCAUUGUUAUACUCUACCUGCGUUUUGGAGCACAAGUUCUACAGGACAACUUUGUUGCUGAGCUGUCAACUCAUUACCAGAAUUCAGCGGAAUUCUUAUCUUUUUAUGGUUUAUUGAACUUUUAUCUCUACACAUUAGCCUUCGUGUAUUCCCCCUCAAAGAAUGCACUAUAUGAAUCACAGUUGAAAGACAAUCCCGCUUUUUCUAUGCUGAAUGAUUCAGAUGAUGAUGUGAUUUAUGGUCUGCUGUCAUCUGAACGCUGACUCCCAGGAAGGACAUCCUGCUUCUGUUUCUGUUUACAAAGCUUAAACUGAAGAAAAGAAUGCUUGAAAAGGUUGUGGUGAAAACUGAAGAAACCAAAAUUUUUACUGGUCUUAUAAAAUGCCUGAUAGCAGGAUGCCUGUGGACGUGUCUAUUUCCAUUUACAAGUAUCACUGAUUAUAUCCUGAUUUUAAAAUUGCUUCCUUGCUGCUUAGUUUUUUGGGUUGAUUUGUUUUGAGGGUUAUGUACAGUGUACUGUCAUUCCUCUGUUGCAUUUGUGUUGGCUCCUUUGUAUAUUGUCCACAUAUGUGCCUCGUUUCCCUUCCGAUUGUCUACCUUAGUCCCUUGAGCUGGAGGCAGGGAAUGAAGUGUCUUAGGGCUUUCUCUCUGCUUUUUCUGUUUGAUGCAAGAAAACACAAGCUUUCCAUUCUUCCUUCAAAGAAGUGAUACAGACUUAAGACCAUUUUUGUAACUCAUUGAAAUGAGUUUACCAGAUUCAUAAGCGUGAGAUAUGUGCGAAUAGUCAAGUUCUAGUGAGCCAAAUAGCCUCAGUGGUGCAAAACUAUUUGUAUAAUGUAUGGUUCAUGUCAUGCUUUACUGCCACAACAGAACUGGUUGGUUUGGGUUUUGUUUUGCUUUUCUAACCAGCCUGUUCAAAUGGAACUAUUUAGGCAGCAACAAAUUGCAGAAGGAAGCCAGUACUUCCCUUUCUGGAUUUUUGUGUGCUGGGGGUGAUUGUUACACUUAUAGGGAAUACAGUAUGAAAGCUUCAUAGGGAAUUAAAAGUUCAAAAUUCCAAACAUUUCAUUUUCAGAGGCUUCUUCUACAUCAGGAUUUUUCCGUAACUUGUAUUAGUAGGUAGUUGAUCUACAUCCCAGGAACAAUCGUGGUUGCUCAUGUAUUGAAUGUGCAUCAGAGUUGGCUUUUGAGCACGUUCUGUGCAGUUCAACUUCUCUGUCAUGCCACAGUUGCCACCUAUAUGGUCAGAGCUUUUACUAGCAUGUUUUGAGAUUAUCUGUAUUGCAGUUUGUCCUGGAACAAAGUUAGAUGGUCAGUAAGUAUUCCUAGUACAAUGCUGCUUCUCUGUUUGAAAGUUGGUUUUCUCCUACACCAUUUUUCGGUUCAUUAUUUAAGUGGAUGCUGUUUGUGUCUAAAUAUUUUUGUUUUCAGGUACUUGACUACAAGUAUCUUUUUUUCCAUGAAUUUGUAACUGUGAUUUACUCUUGUAAAAUUUCUCUGCCCUGCUGCUGUGGAAGACUCUAAAGCACCGUCAGGUGUUCAACAAGAAAUGGUGCUGGCUUACAGUACGAAAUUGUGCUCCUCACUGAAGUAGUUUAAACAGAAGAGUGCAGUGAAGUCCUACUAGACUUGCUGGAUUGGACUGUGGAAAAAUUAGGUUUGUUCUGCUUUGAUGCAACAAUCGUUCUAGAUCAUUCCCACAUUCCCACUGCAGGAACCUCCUGGCAGCUGUUCAGGAUCAUGAAGGGGAGACUUCGCAGGACAGUUCUAAGCAGUUUGCUUAGAGAGGACCAAAGGAACUGCUUCAUGUGGUUGCACCCUUGCUAUCAUAGAACAGUUCAGAUUAAAUCGGUGCUCUGCUAAAGGUAACUGUAGUAUGAUACUGUGUGUGUGAGAGAGAGAGAGAACUCUCUAAAACAGGUAGAGCUGUGAAAUUUUUUGAGGGUAUUUGAAAUUUAAAACUUCCUGUACCAGGGAUCACUUACGUGUUAGAAGCCAAAGCACCAUUGUAUGGCUAAAGCAAGGAAACUGCUGGGGAGGAAGGGAAGGGUUUUCCUUUUAGUUUCUUAAUGAAUUGGUGUCAGUUUAGAAGAACAUGUAGGAAAACACUAAAGAAGUAUUUCGAGUUAGUGGUGGUUUGUUUCCCCAGUGUUCGUAGUAAGCCGUACCCUCAGCGCUUCCUCUUAGGCUUGCUUUUUAACAAGUAUGGGAGAUGAUCUUUGUAUCCUAAAAUCAGAGGGCCCAUUCUCACUGUUACUGUUCCCCAGACGCCUCUCCUGAGGCUCACAGCUGUUUGGAUGUGCAGAGUCAGACUCGGAAGCCACCUCGGUGUCCCUCACAUACCCCAAGUCCUUUUGACUUCUGCUGGAGUGAGUACAGGAACUGGGUCUUCAAACACUGAUACGUACAUGAUCCUUAUAUAGUCAGUCUUUUUGGCUCUGAUAUUUCUUAAUUCUGUUCUAAAUUGUUCUGAAGAGAUAAAAUGUUUGAUUUGACCAAUGUGCAAAGUGUAUUCCUAUUUCUUGUCACAGUCUGCACCGAUGGUUACAGUUAACCCUGAAAUAGUGUCAUGCUUUGGGAUUUUGUUAACUAAAGAAGCUAUUUUUAAUCUAACCUUUGAGAUGAUGAUUUUUUUUCCUAAGAUGUUCUCAGCCCAUUUCACUUGUGGUGUUUGCAUUAACUCUUCUACAUUGCUACAUUCAAAGUGGAAAUAGGAAAGUUGAGAAUGGGAAAUGUGUACUUAAAGUAAGGAUCUCACUAUGAAAAUAGUGAGAAAAUAGUUUCCUUGUUAAUUUUUAGAGAUGAUAUUUAAGCAAUGUUUGCCAUGCAAAAUAGCUUUGUAUUUGGGAAAUGCUAGCGUGUAGCGGUAAGCUUGGUUGAAGCACUGUCACACCAAAUUCAAUACAGUAAAAAGGCAAAAGUAGUGAAGCAGGUGAGGAAAUAGUUUUGCCAGUAACAAAUCUCAGUUUCACCCUUCUUAUUUUCACAAUUGGAAAGCAGAGACAGCAUUUGAGGAAUAUGACAAGAGGGACUGUAAACGGCUUGGGAGUAGAUGGCAUAAAUUUACCUCUAAGUAUUGUAACCUAAGGGUGAAACAGAAGAUACCUGGCGAAGAAACAAGCCUGGCUUUCCUUUCAUUACUGCUGAAGUAAUUAUUUCCAUCACUAGUGGAGCUGUAUAAAAUGAGACAACUCUACAAAAAGGCCCCACAGCACAUGGUGUUCUGCUCUGAAGGAGGUGCCGUCUCUAAGUAACUGCAAGACUUCCAUGAACACACUGACCCAGAGGGACGUUUCAGACACCAGUAACCAUUGAGCCGAGCCGUUUGUGGCAGCCAUUUUCAGUAGCAUUUGCUUUAAAAACAAACAGAGCUGCUGUUGGAAAGGGUGAAACUUCCCCAGGCCUGGCAAAGGGGCUUAACCCCAGUGAGAAGCAGGGAGUGCAGCGGGCCAUGGCACACAUGCUGGGGAGGCCCAGCUGUGGAAAGCUUCCAUCUGUUGUCCUUCUCCCAGCCACAAGACAACUCUGUAUCCACAGCCACCCAACUCUUCCCCGUUUCCUUUUGCUGAUGCCAGGAAUAACAACCUUUGCAUUACUGUAAAACUUUUUUGAGAAGUUUGUAAAUAUGUAAAAUGAAAAUAUGGAAAAAUUGUGUACCAAAAUGGUAUCAAAAUGUGUAAGAUAAACGCUCUGUUUAAUGAGAAGCUGUAAUUAAAUGCUGCUUUGAGAAAGUGUGCAUGAGGAUACGUGUUGAAUAUCCUGUGUAUCUAGAUGAUGUGUUAAUGACAGCAAAUUAUCCAUUUAUGUUGGAAAACUUCAUGCUAAUAUGGAAUAUGAAGGAAAAAAUAGUAUUUUACUUUAAGCAAAAGUUGGGUAUUGAGUUUCUUGGACAACUUCAUGUGCAUAAUCAUUGUUAAAUAUGUUCAUAAUAAAGUUUUAUAUCUUUA